AUGUGAGUUUGCAUAUUAUUUCAGUCAUAAGGAAGUCAUAAGUGUAAUAAUAUGAAAAUAAUAAGAAAUGUUGUAAAUAGAACCGUCUCUAUUUUCGCACGAGAAACGCUGUGAUAUUUUUAAAUUUUGCCGCUUUUUAGUAACCUGUUUGUAUUCUUUUUGCAACUUAACCCUACUUUAAUGAAUGUUUAAUGCAGUUAAAUGUUUAUCCUAACCAUCCAAAGGAAUGGGGUCCGAAAGUGUUGAUAAAGCGGAGUGGACUAAGUCGCUGACAAUAACGCUAAUUGGUUUGUAUGAACACCAUUUAUGCUUAUACGACGUAAAAAAUAAAUUCUACUCUAAUAAGCAUGCACGUGUGGAGGCCUUAAAUACAAUUGUCGGCAGGUUAAAUGAGGAACCUGGCGUCAACUUUACUGUGGACGAUGUGAAAAAGAAAAUUGCAAACUUACGGUCUCAAUUUAAUCACGAGCUAUCCAAAAUAAAUAGUAGUAAGCGUAGCGGGGGUGGUACAGAUGACCUAUAUGAGCCAAGUGUUUGGUGGUUUGAAUACAUGGCAUUUAUCAAGAAAUUCAUUAAGACGCGAAAGGGGAAAAGUAAUCUGGAGGAAUCACAAACUCAAAUGGACACAGCACAUAAUAAUUGUUUGUAUGAUGUGGAAACAACUGAAUCUGAAGCUGGGACUGCAAUGGAGUUUUCUGAAUCGGAACUGAUGAAUAACACUCAGAUAACUCAUGUACCAAAAAGCAAAAGAACGAAACAUGAAGAAGAUGGCAUACUGCAAAGUAGUUUGAAUAUUUUAUCAGAUAUACAAAACAGUAUUCAACCAACAGACGUUAAUACAAUGGAGUAUGCUAGAUAUAUAGCUAGGGAAUUAUUGACCAUUGACGAUGCAGAAUUACUAAACGACGCCAAGCAUGAAAUCAACAAUAUCUUAUAUUUAUAUAAAAAAAAGUUCAUACAAAAUGUUAAAGCAGGAGUAAUAUUAGAACAUAUUUAGUAGUCACAGUAGGUAUU
Molecule: messenger RNA, 1014 nt
Organism: Photinus pyralis (common eastern firefly)
Lineage: Eukaryota; Metazoa; Arthropoda; Insecta; Coleoptera; Lampyridae
Exons: 3
Coding region: 227-997 (256 amino acids)
Source: RefSeq, a predicted model, not a curated record